Branchiostoma belcheri (Belcher's lancelet) is the source of this 1274-nucleotide messenger RNA. RefSeq names its product ficolin-2-like. The record is from RefSeq and is a predicted model, not a curated record. The transcript is spliced from 6 exons. Lineage: Eukaryota; Metazoa; Chordata; Leptocardii; Amphioxiformes; Branchiostomatidae. Bases 56 to 1177 code for a protein of 373 amino acids.
UGAUCUUGCUUAAAAAAGACGAGGAUUUCACAGUCUAUUUCUGACAAGCAACACGAUGGGAAAGUUGGUGCUUCUAGCUGUCCUAACACUGCUGCAACAGGGAGGGACAGCAACUGUCAAAAACCUCCCUGACCUAUCCCAUGACGGGACAGCAGCAACACACAAUCAAGUUACUGGACAGUGCACAAUGUGCUGUCCCUCGGAGCCCAGUGCAGCUCUCGAUCAUCUCUUGCUGUACUUGAGCACACAGGAUAGCAUAGAGGGACAGCUCGAACAGCUGAAGAACAAGACUGACAGUCUGGAUGGACAGCUGCAACAGCUAGCUCAACAGGAGCUGGCUGAAUUUCAGGCUGAGAGUGAUCUGCAGGCCACAGUGGAGGCUCUUCAGGCCACAGUCAGCAGUCAAGACAGCAUCAUCCAGCAGCAGGCUGCAGCUUUACAGCAGCUGCAGGGAACUCUGCAGCAACAGGAGAUAACACUGCAGCAGUGUACUACAAGUCUGCAGCAACUGGAGGACAAGGUGACUGGACCUCGUAACUGCUGGGAACUACUGAACAGCGGACACGACACAAGUGGUGUUUACAUCAUCUACCCUACAGCAGGGGGCAUCAGUCCUAUACAUGUCUACUGUGACAUGGACACUGAUGGGGGAGGAUGGACGGUUUUCCAAAGGCGUCAGGAUGGUUCCGUGGAUUUCUACCUGGACUGGCAGGCCUACAAGACAGGGUUUGGGGACCUCAGGGGAGAAUUCUGGUUGGGUAAUGACAACAUCCAUGACCUGACAGGACUGGGAGGAUAUGAACUAAGGAUAGACAUGGAAGACAUGGAGGGAAACUCAGCCUUCGCCAAGUACAACACCUUCAGGGUGGAGGAUGAAGGGCACAUGUACAGACUGACUGUAGGGGGAUAUUCAGGAACGGCAGGAGAUUCUUUGGCACCUCGACACCCGUCAAUGUUUUUCUCCACUAAGGACAGAGACAAUGAUACCAAUGAUCUCAGCUGUGCUCAGACCUACAAGGGAGCCUGGUGGUACGAAAGCUGUCAUGACUCCAACCUGAACGGCCUGUACCAUGCUGGGCACCACCAUUCCUACGCAGAUGGAGUUAACUGGGUUUCGUGGAAGGGGACGUACUAUUCUCUCAAACACACGGAGAUGAAAACCAGGCCUCGAGUCUAGAUUCACUCAGGCUGGAUGUUGAAUGCUUAUGACAGAAGUGUCGAUUAACCUUUCGCACACUGAAGUAGCCUUUUGACUACCAAUUCUCUAUUUGUAA